AGUUCAAAAUGGCGGAUUCUUUUGCUUGCAAAAAUAUAAAGAACUUGAGCAGCUAAAAAUGACUCCUGAAGUCAAAAAAACUUCGUACUCUUUACAUUUAAACCAUAUAUAUCUGCCCGUAUAGCUUAUAUCAUUUAAGAUAAUUGCUAAAAUGGAAAACAAUGGUAAAGAAUUCCAAGCAGAUUCUUCGAUAGUACAUCCCGUUCGUCAGGUGGCUCAGAAAGUAUUGGAUUUUUCCAGUCAGUACUCGUGUAACACGUCAUCUAGCUACUCUGCUUCUAAUCUUGCUGGACAAGCGAAAAGCUACCCGAAUUAUGGCGACUUUCAGACUUCAUUCGUUCUGAGGACAUAUGGUCCGUGGUGGACUUGUGCACCUUCGGCACCUCCCAAAAUUAAAGUCGUCUCGAAGGCAAAGAGUAGUUUCAUUAGUACUGACUUUGUUGAUCUAUUUUAUGAAGAACCUGUGUAUCCCAAGAAAAUUCAUAUUCUAGAGACAUACAACCCAGGAGCUGUAGUCAGGAUACUAGCACUAAAAGAGGAUAAUAACCAAGUAAAACCAAUCAUCAAUGCAAAUGGAGGCUGGGUUGAGUUAUGGUCUGGUAAACCUCAGAAAUGUCCACCUUUAUCAAGAUCAAUGUCACCUCCAUUAAAAAGGAUCGAAAAACCCACUCGUGUUAUACGUUUGGAAUUCAAUCACCAACAUCUUGAGUACUACACUGAACUCGAUGCGGUUGAACUUUUUGGCAAUGCUGUAACUACUGGCAACUUGAAAAUCUAUCAAUCAAAUGAUGUGUCAAAGUCCUGUGCUACAGAUGUUGCAACAAAUCUUAUAGAGAAGCUGUCAAUCACAGAUGUUGUGACGUCAUCUAAUAAUGGUUAUUUUGAUCUCCUUCCGAAUGAGGUGGUCCAUUUAGUUUUCAUGUAUCUUGGAUUUCAUGACUUGACCAGGGCAGCUGCCACAUGUAGGUUAUUUCUUCGCCACUGCUAUGAUCCUGUCUGGUAUAAGGAGCUGGACCUACAGCCAUAUUGGACUGUGAUGAAUGACGUUGCUCUCAGAGGAUUAUGCAGUAGAUGUACCAACACAGAAAAACUAAAUUUAUCUUGGUGUGGUCCGUACGGCGCUAUUACAGCCAAAGGAAUAAAUCAAUUUUUAGAGAAUUCUUGCAGGCAGCUGGUCUGUCUGCGUCUGUCAGCCUGUAAGUUUGUAGAUAAUAAUGUUUUACGUGGGAUUUCACAGUUUUGUCCAAAAUUGAAAGAGCUUGAUCUAUCUUCUUGUAUGAACGCGACUGAUGAGGGAUUUGUGAAUCUCAAGGCAUUAAAGAAACUAAAAAGAUUGAAUUUAUACCGUGUGAAUAUUACAGAUGACUCGUUAAUUCAUAUCUUAAGGUCUUCUAAUGAUCUUGAACACUUGAAUAUUGGUGCUUCCAUCCAGAUUGUCAGAUGUAAUGAAAUCAUUUACUGUCUGACGGCAAACUGCAGAAAUAUGGUUUCCCUUGAUUUCUGGAGGAACAAGUCAUUGACAUCUGAGGGUAUUUCUUGUCUUGCUCAGGGAUGUCCCUUACUCGAGGAGUUAGAAAUUGGAUGGUGCACUAGCAUUGUAUGUUCUACUGAAUGUAUUCAAAAAUUUGUCAAGGGUCAUUCACGACUAAAAAAGCUAUUUAUGGCUGCGAUACGUUCGAUGGACAGCCAGAUUAUUGAUGCGGUAGCAGAACACUGUCCUCAUAUGGAACAGUUAGAUAUUCUAGGAACAUCUUUAGUAGAUCAAGCCGUCAUCAAAAAGUUGACAGCCAACUGUACCAAGCUUAAGUUCCUCGACGUGUCAUUUUGUUCUCAACUAAAAACAGACUUUAUUCAAGAACUAAGGACCGCGUAUCCUAAGAUUUCUAUCAAGAAAAGUUUUGUGAGUGCUGACGCUUAACUCGAUCAAAAACUGUUGUUUUAUGCAUGCAUUACGUAAUUGAUUUGACUACAUACACUUCACCCAUCUACAUGCAUCAUUGUUCUUUCCGAUGUUGCGCGGGAAACUGGUAACUAGUUUGAUGCGCGCUGAAUCAUGCGCGACCGAUAAACAAAGAAAUGACACUCAAGGGAAUGACACGUGGUCUGAAAUGGGUAAACAUUACACCCAAGCUAAAGAGGUCUAUUGAGUGUGAAAGUUUGUUAAAGCAGGGUACUCUCUAGAGCAAACUCUAACGUACUAACUCUGGUUAAAGCAAUAUAUACGUACUCACAAGAUAGCCAACUGUUCACACAAUUGGAAUACUAGGACACGGCACGGUCACAACACGGCACGCACACCAUACAAAUAUGAUGUUCUUAAGCAAAGUUUUAUAAUAUUUAGAGCAAAAUUCAAAUGAACAGAAAAACACGAUAAUGUUGCAAUAUAAAGAAUUCGUUAUUUUAACAAAUUAAAAGGUAAGCUGGAAGCGAAUUUUCAGGAA
Molecule: messenger RNA, 2441 nt
Organism: Actinia tenebrosa (Australian red waratah sea anemone)
Lineage: Eukaryota; Metazoa; Cnidaria; Anthozoa; Actiniaria; Actiniidae
Product: F-box/LRR-repeat protein 4
Biological process (GO): SCF-dependent proteasomal ubiquitin-dependent protein catabolic process
Cellular component (GO): SCF ubiquitin ligase complex
Molecular function (GO): protein binding
Source: RefSeq, a predicted model, not a curated record